Molecule: messenger RNA, 1808 nt
Organism: Hypanus sabinus (Atlantic stingray)
Lineage: Eukaryota; Metazoa; Chordata; Chondrichthyes; Myliobatiformes; Dasyatidae
Product: ubiquitin-conjugating enzyme E2 E1-like
Exons: 5
Coding region: 156-800 (214 amino acids)
Biological process (GO): protein polyubiquitination
Cellular component (GO): nucleus
Molecular function (GO): ubiquitin conjugating enzyme activity
Source: RefSeq, a predicted model, not a curated record
CUUUUAUUUCUCUCUCCCCCCCCCCCCCCUCUCUCUGUCGUGAUUCCUGUUGUUAAAGUCCUUUGUUGUAUUUCCCGGGUGUUGAGUUGGUGAGACACACUCACUCACACUGUCGUGUCUCAGCACAAGGGAAAGCGUUUGUGCCGGCGGCCGCGAUGUCGGAUGACGACUCGAGGGCGAGCUCCAGCCCCUCCUCGUCCUCUCCCAGCUGCUCGCCGCCCGCAGCCGACGGGGAGACGGACGGCAACCACAACAACGGCGGCGGCGGCGGCGGCGGCGGAGGCAGCGGCGGCGGAAACAAGAGGAAACGAGAAAGCAAGACUAACACCAUGAGCAAGAAUCCCAAACUGCUCACCACCAGCGCCAAGAGGAUCCAGAAGGAGCUGGCCGAUAUCACGUUGGAUCCGCCGCCGAACUGCAGUGCUGGACCUAAAGGUGACAAUGUGUAUGAAUGGAGGUCAACGAUCCUGGGGCCCCCCGGCUCAGUGUAUGAAGGCGGUGUGUUCUUUCUUGACAUCGUGUUUUCAGCAGAGUAUCCUUUUAAACCACCCAAGGUGACAUUCCGGACAAGGAUCUACCAUUGCAAUAUCAACAGUCAGGGGGUGAUCUGUCUGGAUAUUCUGAAGGAUAACUGGAGCCCAGCACUCACCAUCUCCAAGGUCCUUCUGUCAAUCUGUUCACUUCUCACAGACUGCAACCCCGCGGACCCUUUGGUUGGGAGCAUAGCCACACAGUAUAUGACUAACAGGGCGGAGCAUGACAGAAUAGCAAGACAGUGGACCAAGAAAUACGCCACAUAAACUGGAUGUUCGUCGUUGGUCUCUGGUGCAAACGAGCUGCUCCUCACUGGAUUGAAAAGGGGAAGGGGCUGGGGGUGAUGGGGUGGGGGGAGGUCAACGGGACAAGCAUUCCUAUUACAGGUUUUAAAUGCGACAGGUCUUUUAUUUGCAUAAGUCUAGUCAGAACUCUUGAUGAGCUUUGUUAUUGUAGCUUAAAUAAUAAACUAUUGAAAUGAAUAGGUAGGAAAUUCACAUGGAAAAGUUUGAAGAAUACAACAUGAUGGGUUAAGAAGACCCAGAUUUGUUACUGAAAUAUUAAGUGAUACCUCUUUACUGGUAUAGGUUUUACUUGUUUGCGUUCACUGUGUACGGUCACAAUUUGAAGAUGUUUGCCAAUCAGGGGUUAAAACAAAAUGGAAAUCUAAAGGAAAGCCAGCAUCUCAAGAACUUUGAAAACCCCAUUAGAAUAAUGGUCAGAGAAUGUGGAAUUGUCUUCAUUCAGGGAAUAAGAAACAAAUUGUCAAAUGUUUGGGGGAGCGGGUUUUAAUUUGCAGAAAGCAAGGAGACAAUGUGAGAAGAUUCCAAAAUCCUUUCAAAUAACUAUUUGCCUUAUGUAAAUUCUGCGUCACAGCAGUUGUGAAAUAGGGGCAGUUUCAAUUUAAUUUUGUACAGAUUUGGGCACUGUUUAAAAUUCACAAAUUGUAACCUUCAAAGCAGAGGUGAAAGGCUCUGAGUCUGCGGUGGUUUCCAAUUCUACAAAUGUCUGUUCCAACACACGGUUAUGUCAAUGGUCACGCUGUAGUCCAAUGGGAGUAUUGUAUUGAAAUAUGUAUGGCUGCUUAUUUGAUGCAGAGUUUGCAAAAAAAAAAGAAGAGUCUGCAUCUUAAUUCUAAUUUUUUAAAACAUCAUUACAACUUGAGAAUGAAUUGUUAGCUAUUGAAAUCUUGAAGUUCUCUCAGUUAUUGUUAAAAAUCUAUUGGCCUCAUUCACAUUACAAAAUUAAAGGAAGUUGGCCCUCAACCAGUCUAA